AACCGCGUACGAUCAGGUUUAUGAGACGGCUCGCGUACGAUCGGACGAGAUCCGACCCAUUUUAACUUUGACUUCAUAUUUUGCUCGCCGGACUCCAAAAAGCCGGGACAUCGCCGCUGCGCUCCACGAGGUUUUCCGGAACGGAUACACUGCCUCGAUGACGGAGGAGUUGAGAACGAAGAACACGGACGAGGUGCUCAAGCCCUUCUAUGAGAGGGCCUCUGAAGCUGAGGAACGUAUAAUGAGGUUGGAGGCAUUGCUUGGUAAUAAAAAAGGAGAGUCAAAUGCUGAAAGCAAGCAAAUGUCAUCUGUUAUUAAAGACCUCCAGUUAAAGUUAGAAAUAGCCCAAGCUGAACUCGCAUCCGAGCAAGAGAAGGCUUCAAAGGAGAUUAAGAAGCAAGUUGAGCAAAAUUUGAAGCUUCAUUACCGUAUUUCUCAUCUUCUUCGGGCAGUGAAGGAAGCAGAUUAGAAGUUGAAUGGGCAAUGAUGGUAUAA
Messenger RNA from Dendrobium catenatum, 495 nucleotides. RefSeq lists its product as uncharacterized. The record is from RefSeq and is a predicted model, not a curated record. The transcript has 4 exons. Lineage: Eukaryota; Viridiplantae; Streptophyta; Magnoliopsida; Asparagales; Orchidaceae. The coding region runs from base 158 to 469 and encodes 103 amino acids.